ACACACUAGGCCGGCAGCCCGAUAACAAAGUUUUGGGUGUUUGUUUUGAUCAGUAAUUUCAGUUGCGGGAGAAGGGAUGAACUCGGUGGAAGGUUUAGUGACCCAAAUCCAGGGGCUAUCAAGCACCGCCUCCGAUGUUUUAUCGCUCCAAAAUGUGCUUAAACAAGCUUACGACUCGCUCCAUGCCGAGUCCACUCGGUUGUUGCCUUUUCUAGAUCAACUCGACCCUUCCAAACACACUCUCGGUUACCUCUAUUUCCUAGAGGCAUGCACUGCUGGUCCAGUUACAACAGAAUCAGCUAGGUCAUUCGUGCUAAUCAUUGCCAUAUUUAUCAGUUCAUGUGAUGCUGAGCAAAUACGCUUGGCGCCGGAUAAGUUUAUAUCUGUUUGCAAGAGGCUCAAGGAUCAAGUUCUGUUGCUUGAGGAGCCCUUGCGUGCAGUGGCUCCGAUGCUGGCUGCUAUUCGGAAGCUUCAGCCUUCGACUGAAAAUUUGACUUCUUUACAUCCGGAGUUUCUGUUGCUCUGUUUGUUGGCAAAGUGCUAUAAAACCGGUCUUUCCAUCUUAGAGGAAGAUAUUUUCGAGGUUGAUGAGCCGAGGAAUCUUUAUCUCUAUUGCUAUUAUGGGGGAAUGAUAUGCAUUGGAAAAAAGUGUUUUCGGAAAGCAUUGGAGCUUCUACACAAUGUUGUGACUGCUCCUAUUUCUACCAUCAAUGCCAUAGCUGUUGAAGCUUACAAAAAAUAUAUAUUGGUCUCUCUUAUUCACCAUGGACAGCUUUCUACCAGUCUUCCAAAGUAUGCUUCCACUGCUGCUCAGAGAACCUGGAAUUUCUGUCAGCCAUAUAUCGAACUGGGGAAUAUUUAUAGCAAUGGGAAAAUCGCAGACUUAGAGACACAUGUACAAGCUCACAUGGAGAAAUUUGGAAGUGACAACAAUCUAGGUUUGGUGAAGCAGGUUGUCUCAUCCAUAUACAAGCGAAAUAUCCAGAGGUUGACCCAGACAUAUUUAACGCUCUCACUUCAGGACAUAUCUAACACUGUGCAACUGAAUAGCCCCAAGGAAGCUGAAAUGCAUGUUCUUCAAAUGAUCCAAGAUGGUGAGAUAUAUGCUACGAUCAACCAGAAGGAUGGGAUGGUUAGAUUCCUAGAGGAUCCUGAACAAUAUAAGACCUGUGAAAUGAUAGAGCAUAUUGACUCAUCAAUCCAAAGGUUAAUGACCCUAUCAAAGAAGCUGACUGUUUUGGAUGAACUCAUGUCAUGUGAUCCGAUGAAUCUAGUAAAAGCUGGGAGAGAGCGACAUAGGUUCGACUUCGAUGACUUUGACAGUGUUCCUCAGAGGUUUAAUAUAUGAGCGGUAAAUAACAACUACAAAGAUGCCGGACAUACAAAUAUGUUGUCAAUUAACUCCGAGUUGUUAAAGGCGGUGGCAAAUUUUCUUAUUUUCUUAAGUAGUUUCUAUCACCUAAUCUAAGGAAUGUGUUUUGCUCUUACAAGAGAGAUUAUUCAACAAUGUGAUGGAAGACUAGCUUUUGCACGUUUCCUGAAUAGAAUGAGUUGAUUUCAGAGUAGCUACCUCUUGCCUUUCUGUUUUCUCUCAAUUUUUCUUCCAAUUGAAGAUGAAACU
Messenger RNA from Hibiscus syriacus, 1621 nucleotides. RefSeq names its product COP9 signalosome complex subunit 3-like. The record is from RefSeq and is a predicted model, not a curated record. NCBI's taxonomy places the organism in Eukaryota, Viridiplantae, Streptophyta, Magnoliopsida, Malvales, Malvaceae. Gene Ontology annotation, cellular component: COP9 signalosome. Gene Ontology annotation, biological process: ubiquitin-dependent protein catabolic process. The coding region runs from base 77 to 1348 and encodes 423 amino acids. The transcript has 11 exons.